AUGCGGCUGCUAUAUUGUUUAGCAGCCGUUAUUUGCUGCAUUCCGGUAAUGAUUCAGGCAUGGAAUAUUUUCACAUUUUUCUCUACAAAACAGGAAAAAAAUCAAAUAAGUUUAUAUCCGGGCUCACCAUUGGAAACUGAUCCAUCACUGCUUAGGAGUAGACGGCAAGCUUAUCAAGUGUAUCAGGGAAGUGAUACAUCAAUUACGAUGGAUAAAACAGGACGUGUUGAAAGUGGACCAUGGGGUCCUUGGACACUUGAGAAACAAUGCUCUAAAACAUGCGGUGGUGGAGUACAAAUGGAGCGAAGAACUUGCAAGUAUGAUACUUUUCUUGUGAUAUGUAUCUGUAUUGAAUAUGAUGCUAAAAAUGGUGAAUGCACCGGACCAUCAAUACGCUAUAUAUCUUGUAAUAUCGAAGAAUGUAUCGGUAAUGUUAAAGAUUUUCGGGCUAUUCAAUGUUCGGAAUACGAUGAUACACCAUUAGAUGGUAACUACUACAAAUGGUUACCGUAUCCAGGAAAGAAUAAAUGCGAGUUAACCUGCAAACCACAUAAUGCUAAUUUCUACUAUAAAUGGGCUGAUAAAGUAAUAGAUGGUACAAGAUGUGAUUAUCGUACCAAUGAUAUUUGUGUGGAAGGAGUUUGCUUACCAGUUGGAUGUGAUAAUAAACUUGGAUCAGCAAUGAAAAAUGAUAAAUGUGGUAAAUGUGGUGGUGAUGGAUCACUAUGUAAAACUGUUGAAGGAUAUUUCGAUGAACGUAAUUUAUCACCCGGUUAUCAUAACAUUAUUCGAUUACCAGUUGGUGCUACGUCAAUUUUGGUAGAGGAAUUGCAUUCAACAACUAAUUCACUCGCAAUAAAGAAUACAACGGAUUAUUAUUACCUUAAUGGCAAUUAUCAAAUUCAAUUAACUGAUAAGGAUUUGGAAAUUGGUGGAACAUUGUUCGAAUAUGACACACGGAAAAAUUUAGAUCAUCCAUUUGAAAAAUUAACCGCUAAAGGACCAACUACAGAAGAACUUAUCAUCGCGUUGCUUUUUCAACGUGGAAAUAGAGAUGGUGCUAUUAAAUAUGAAUUUUCGGUACCAUUAGAGGAUGAAAUUCCAUAUAUCUAUAAACUUGACCAAUGGUCAUCUUGUUCGGCAACAUGUGGAAAAGGUAUUCAAAUUCGUACACCAUAUUGUAUUGAGAAUACAUCCGGAAAACGUGUAUCAGAUGAUAUUUGCGAAGAACAUAAUGUCACCAAACCUAUUUCUGAGAAAGUUUGCGAAACAAUUGAUUGUGAAGCAGAAUGGUAUAAAGGAGAAUGGGAACCAUGUAGUGUGUCAUGUGGAGAAAAUGGUAUUCAAUAUCGUGUCAUCUACUGUCAUCAGGUAUUUCUGGACGGUAAACGGAUUACUAUUGAUGAUGAUAACUGUAGUAUGGAACGUCCCGCGAUACAACGACCUUGUAACAGAUUUUCGUGUCCGGAAUGGCAAGCAGGACCGUGGAGUGCAUGCUCGGAAAAAUGCGGUGAUGCAUUCCAGUAUCGUUCGGUAACAUGUAGAAGUGCAAAAGAAGGUGAAGAGGGUAAAUUACUACCAGCUGAAGCAUGCGAUGGUGAAACUAUGGAAACACAACGAAAUUGUAAUUUGGGUCCUUGUCAAGGGCUUAAUUUCGUCACAACUGAAUGGAAAUUGUGUGAACAAUGCAAUGAUACGGAAGAAAUUAGAAAUGUAACAUGUGAAGAUAUUAAUGGCCGAUUAUAUCCGUUGGAGAAAUGCUUGAAUGGAAAUUCUACUGAGAUACCCAUUGAUGUACGGCCAUGUUCUUCACCACAGCCAUGCAAUUAUGAAUGGCAUACAUCAGAAUGGUCAAAAUGUAGUACGGAAUGUGGUCAUGGACAUAAUUCAAGACGAGUAGUAUGCGCUAUCCAUCAAUUAGGCUGCCUUACAGUAGUAGAUGAUGGACACUGUAAUUUAGAGAAUAAACCAGAAGCAAUUAAAAAUUGUACGAAUGAAGAGAAGUGUAAUGGAACAUAUUAUACAGGUCCAUGGAGUAAAUGUUCAGCCGAAUGUGGUGGCGGAACGCAAAAUCGAAUGAUUGUUUGUCUAAAUUACGAUCAGAAACCUGUUCCGGAAUGGUGUGAUGAAGCGGAAAAACCAUCAGAAGAACAAGAUUGUAACGUAGAAGCUUGUCCAAAAUGCGAUGAUAGUGAAUUUGGAUGCUGUCCGGAUAACGUAACGAUGGCAAUUGGGCCAUAUCUAGCCGGAUGUUCAAACUGUUCCAGUUCUCUAUUUGGCUGCUGUAAUGACAAUGUAACCGAAGCACAGAGCAUUACUGGAGAAGGAUGUGCUGAAUUUGUUGAGAUGGAGGGAAGUGGCGAGGGAAUCGAACAUUCCAUCAAAUCUAUUGAGGACGAACUUUGUGAAGUAGUAAAUGAAAAAACUGGUGAGAAAGCAAUGGUUGCUUGCUGGAAUGGUACCAUCGAUAAUACUAGUACCAUUGAAAAAUUGUUGUUAGAAGUUGAAGAUUUAUUUUUCAAUGCUACUUAUGAUAAUGAGACAAAACACUGCACUAAAACAGAAUUUGGUUGCUGUCCAGAUUGGACAACUAUCGCUGAAGGGAAAAACAACGAAGGGUGUCCACAAUUCGUGCUUGGUGUAUGCAAUGAAACAAAAUUUGGUUGUUGCCCGGAUGAAGUAACUUUGGCUCGAGGUUCAAAUUUUGAAGGUUGCGGUGAGCCAACUUGUGCAGCAUCAUUGUAUGGUUGCUGCAAAGAUCGCAAAACGAUCGCUUUUGGACCACAUUAUUUUGGAUGCGAACGAUCGUCAUUUCCAUGUGAAUUGUCCACAUACGGUUGUUGUCCGGAUGGUGAAACGGCAGCAUUAGGGAAGAAUGGUAGCGGUUGCGGUGAAAAUUGUUUAACGACCAAAUUUGGCUGUUGUCCAGAUGGUAAAACAACUGCGAAAGGAGUAGACAAUAAAGGAUGUGGUUGCAAAUAUGCACAAUACGGUUGUUGUCCGGAUGGUAAGACAACAGCAAAAGGUCUUAAAAAUUACGGUUGCCCUAUAUCAUGUGCUCAGAGUCAAUAUGGUUGUUGCCCGGAUGGUAAAACAAGCGCUCAUGGACUAAACAAAGAGGGUUGUCCAUGCCAAUACACUCAGUACGGAUGUUGUCCGGAUGGUGAAACGACCGCUCUUGGUCCGAUGAAUGAAGGAUGUGAUGAUUGUCGAUAUGCGAAGUAUGGUUGCUGUCCUGAUAGUGAAAUUCGAGCUAUCGGCCUUCAAUAUGCUGGAUGUCCAUCUACUACACCGGCACCUUUCAUUAUAGGCGGUUCUAUUGCACCAGAAAAAAUCAUUUCAUGUUCGUUGUCACAAGAUCAGGGUACAAUAUGUCAUCCAGGUUAUAAAUUACUGUGGUACUAUGAUACUGGCGAAGGUCGUUGUAAGCAAUUUUGGUAUGGCGGUUGUGAUGGUAAUGAAAAUCGUUUUGCAACAAAAGAACAAUGCGAAGCAGUUUGUGUAAAACCACCAGGGACAGGUCGUUGUUUCCUACCUAAAGUAGAAGGACCAUUACGAUGCAAUCAGUUAUCAGCCCGUUAUUGGUAUGAUUAUACAACCAAACAAUGCGGCGCUUUCUGGUGGCGUGGUUGUUUGGGAAAUGAUAAUAAUUUUGAAAAUUGGGAAGAAUGUCAAAAUUUUUGCGCUGAUAUCGGUCCAAUCAAAAAGUCAAAAAAUGCAUCAUCACGAUUAAAGACAAUUCAGAUCGACGAAUUUAUGACAAGUGUUUCACCACUUGAAUAUUCACGUUUUGAUGUUUCCAACGAAUUCGCGGAUGGUGAUGAUACACUUAUUUCAAUUGAACAAAAAACUUCCAUACCUCAUCAACAACCGCUUCCAGUAUUUAUUCCAAAUGAUCGUCAAUUAGGCUUAUCACAAGAAUCCUUGCAAGUACCAUUACCACAACCACACCAACCAUCACCAAUACCUCAAAAACAACUAACCACUGAAGAAGUAUGUCAAUCAACCGCUGAUAGUGGACCAUGUGGUAAUUAUGUGGAUAUGUACUAUUAUGAUUCAUUCACCGAUAGAUGUCAUCUAUUCAUUUACGGUGGAUGUGGUGGUAAUUUGAAUAGAUUUAAAACACAAGAAGAAUGCGAAGCGCGCUGUUCACAUGUUGGAGCUAGUAGAAGAAAUUUUGGUCGAACUCAGUCACUUCCAACAGCGCAACAAAAUGAAUUAAUACCUGUCGCAUUACCGAAAUCAGGCUCAUUUGAUGUCCCAACAAUGCGUCGAUCACGUGAUGCUUGCAAUGAACGAAUGGAUGUUGGUCGAUGUAAUGGUGCUUUUCAAAGUUAUUACUUUGAACGUGCAACAGGUACCUGUGAGCCAUUCCGUUAUUCUGGAUGUGGUGGUAAUGCUAAUCGUUUUCAAACUAAGGAGCAAUGUGAAGAUUUAUGUGUGCAUCGUGCAUCCGGUGUUAAAUCUGGAACACAUCCAUCUUUUAUUCCUGAUCAAGCACUCAAACAUCUUAUACCAAUAUCAGAUGCUUCUCAUAAAGUCGAGUCAGUAUCAAAAUGUGAACUCUCGAAGGAUACUGGUCCAUGUAAUCGAUUUGUUACAAAAUGGUACUAUAAUAAAAUUGAUGGUACUUGUACACGAUUUCAUUAUGGUGGCUGUGGUGGUACUGAUAAUCGUUUUGAUAGCGAACAGCAAUGCAAGAAUGAAUGCGGUAACUUCACUGAUCCAUGCAAAUUACCAAAAGUAAAUGGGCCAUGCUCUGGAAAACAUAAACGAUACUACUUCAAUUCCGAUACCGGUCGAUGUGAACGUUUCGAAUAUGGUGGAUGUUUAGGCAAUACCAAUAAUUUCCUACAUCUUGCUGAUUGUGAAGCAAAAUGUUUAUCAUCCGAAAAACAUUUCAAUUGGGAAAAUUUAUUAACAACAAGACGAUGUUCGUUACCUAAAAUUAGUGAGUCAUGUAGACCAAUUGUAAAACGAUAUUAUUAUGAUGAAUCACUCGGUGAAUGUUUACCAUUUUUUUAUGGCAAUUGUAUCGGAAAUGAAAACGGUUUCGAUAGUAUAAAUGAUUGCAUAGAUAAUUGUACUAUGCAUUCAAAUAUUCAGGAUUUUGAAACGAAUGUUAUAUCAUUUGAUGGACACGUUAAUCGUUUCCAGAAAAAUAUCCGUCAUAACGUUUACGGUGCGCCAAAUGUUCACGUAGAGAAUGGAAAUCAUCUGAGUGAUAAUUUCGAAAAAUUUUCAAUACCUGAAACGAGUAGCACCAAAUCGAUUGCUACUACUACAUCUGCAGAAAAGGCGAUAAUGGAAUUUGAUCAGGUGUAUGAUAAUGAAGAAAAAGUAAUAAUGGUUGAUACUGUUGAAGGACUUGAGAAUGAAUCUUUCUUCUCUUUACCAGAGCUAUGUUUGCUACCGCAAGAUGCGGGGCCUUGCUUUGGUGAAAUUUUGCGAUGGCGAUAUGAUUCCGAAACAAAUCGUUGUGAAACUUUCAUCUACACUGGUUGUGGACAUAAUGCAAAUUACUUCACUUCGGAAGAAGCCUGUUUAAGAGCUUGUGGAGAAUAUCGAAAUAGCGACGUAUGUACGAUGAAAGUGGAUCGUGGUCAAUGUGAAUUAGGUAUAACCAAAUGGUAUUACAAUGUGGAUACUGGGCAAUGUCAUGUAUUCAUUUAUACUGGUUGUGGUGGUAAUGGUAAUCGAUUCUCUUCAAAGGCUGAAUGCGAACAUCUCUGCACUUCUGAGAUACUUUUUUACACCGGAAAUGAUGAUGAGAAAGAUAUUUGUCAGUUAGAUCGAGAAAGUGGUCCAUGUGCUGAUCCAGUAACACAAUGGUAUUUUGACUCACGCAUCUCACGAUGUAUGCAAUUUACAUAUGGUGGUUGUCGCGGUAAUGGUAACCGAUUUAAUAAUCAGGAACUUUGUGAGCAAAGAUGCUUAGAGAAAAAUAAAAUGAAAGGAAUAAUUGAUCGAACAGAAGACAGCUGUUUAUUGCCAUUGGAAAUUGGAUCAUGUCAAGAUAAUCAGCAACGAUGGUAUUUUGAUAAAUCUGUUGGAUAUUGCAAGACAUUCAUGUACAGCGGUUGUGAAGGCAAUCAGAAUCGGUUUUUCAAUGAAGAUGAGUGUAUCCACCACUGCUCUGUUUACCUGUAUAAGAGACAAUUGAAAGUAAGUCGUCCAAAGCUUAUCCUUUUUGGUUAUAAUCCGGCACCUAUAGGAUCGACAAUAACAUUAAGAUGUAAAGCUAAUGGACAGUUUCCUAUACAGUGGCAUGAAAACGGCAUGUUACUUCAAAUUCCAAACGAUGACCAAAGGAUAUAUAUGAAUGAUGAUCAUAGCGAAGUACACAUUACUAAUAUACAUGAAUCGGAUGUCGCUGAUUAUUCAUGUUCUGUUGGCAUAAAUGCCAUUUUAUCCAAUUCUAUUCAUUUAGACGUCAAAGACGUUGAAAUAAUAGAAUCAUGUAUGGAUAAAGGUAAUCAAAUUACGUGCAAACUAAUAACAAAAAUUGGAUUAUGCACGAAUCCACGUUACAGUAGUUUUUGUUGCCAUACUUGUUCUCUCUUUCUUUUAUCUAAUAAAUUUACAUAA
Cercopithifilaria johnstoni is the source of this 6588-nucleotide messenger RNA. Lineage: Eukaryota; Metazoa; Nematoda; Chromadorea; Rhabditida; Onchocercidae. The record is from the annotation of a GenBank genome assembly.